GGCCUUAUAUACAAACACUCUCACUUGUUUUCUGAACAAGAGAACAACAAACAAAGUAAGAAAGAAAAUCCCCAAAUUGAAUUCACCGCCUAAAUUCAAAACCCUGAUUUCGAAAGAGGAAACAGUUUUUAGAGAGAGAGAGAGAGAGCGUGGAUAAUCCCUAAUAUUGUUUACAAUGUCGACGCUAAAAAGUCACCGGAAAAGUUUGGGUUCGUCGGCAGCGUCGAAACGUCAAGCGACGAAGAUUCCGGCGUCGGAAAAUGUAAUCUCAAACUCAAAACCCAACCCUAACAACAGGAAGCGACCUCCUCUCUCCAACUUGACCAAUCAGAGUCGUCCCUCUGUUUCUUCUGCUGCCACCAUUCCUCAUCUCGUACCAUGUGCUACUUCAAAAAAUAUAAAGGCUAAAAAAGGAUAUGCAACAAGCUUCAACAGUACAAAUUUUCCGGGGAGUAACUUGCCGGCUUUGCUUACGAAAAAACCCAAUGUCGCGGCUUCAUCAAAGACAUCUUUACCUAGAAAUGAUGUUGUGGAGGUUUACAGGGCUACUUCGCCGAAAUUAUCUCGUGUGGGUGUUCCAUCAGCUUCAAGUAGGAUGGAUAUCUCUCCAAGUCGAUCGGAUGCAGAUUCUGUUUCUAUGGAAGAUUCAAUGUCUACAUGUGAUUCAGUUAAAAGCCCAGAAUUUGAGUAUUUGGAUGAGAGUGAAUCAGCCUUGCUAGGCUCCAUUCAAAGAAAAACAUCUGAAAACCUUCACAUUGAUGACAAAUUGGAAAUUGCAGGGAAUUACUGUAAGAGAGAAAUACUUUCAGAAAUGGAUGUUGACAAAGUUGUUGAUGUUGAUGACAAGUACAUGGAUCCUCAGUUUUGUGCAACCAUAGCUUGUGAUAUAUACAAGCAUUUGCGUGCAUCCGAGACAUUGAAAAGACCUGCAACAGACUUCAUAGAGAAGAUUCAGAAAGACAUAAAUGCCAGUAUGCGUGCCAUACUCAUUGACUGGCUUGUAGAGGUUGCUGAAGAAUACAGGCUUGUCCCCGACACCCUAUAUUUGACUGUUAACUACAUAGAUAGAUAUCUUUCUGGCAAUACUAUUAACCGGCAACGCUUGCAGUUGCUGGGUGUGGCAUGCAUGAUGAUUGCAUCAAAAUAUGAGGAGAUAUGUGCACCCCAGGUGGAGGAAUUCUGUUACAUUACUGACAACACAUAUCUUAAGGAGGAGGUUUUGGAAAUGGAGGCUACGGUGCUGAACUUUCUGAAGUUUGAAAUGACUGCCCCGACCACAAAAUGUUUCUUAAGGCGAUUCAUCCGUUCUGCUCAAGUGAUGAGUGAGGCCCCAUCAAUGCAGUUAGAGUGCUUGUCAAACUAUGUAGCUGAAUUAUCCCUCUUGGAUUACAACAUGCUUCAGUAUGCCCCAUCACUGACUGCUGCUUCAUCAGUAUUUUUGGCCAAGUACAUACUCAGUCCAUCUAAGAGACCUUGGAACUCCACUUUGCUACAUUACACACUUUACAAACCUUCUGAUUUACUCGAAUGCGUGAAAGCUCUACAUCAGCUUUGCUUGAGCAGCCACAGCUCUAGUUUGUCAGCAAUCAGAGAGAAGUACAGCCAGCAUAAGUACAAAUUUGUGGCGAAGAAGAACUGCCCUCCCUCAAUACCCUCAGAGUACUUCAGCAGUUAAGGAUUUCACUGGGCUGGUUAGCAUGAGCAGAAAUUAAUUGCUCCAUUGCUUGUAUGUAUGUAGGCUACUGGUUCUGGCUCUGGGAGAUUCUUCUUUCAUUUCUCAAUAUCCAUGGCCAUGUUGAUGCAUUGCAGCAGCUAUUCUGCACUUUGCAGGCUGGCUUCUUGCCAGCCUCUGUCAUGUUUUCUCCCUUACAACAAUCAUGUAUAAAAUCUCUUUUUUGAGCAA
This is a messenger RNA of Chenopodium quinoa (quinoa), 1903 nucleotides long. Its product is annotated as cyclin-A1-4. Gene Ontology annotation, biological process: mitotic cell cycle phase transition; regulation of cyclin-dependent protein serine/threonine kinase activity. Gene Ontology annotation, molecular function: cyclin-dependent protein serine/threonine kinase regulator activity. The coding region runs from base 176 to 1675 and encodes 499 amino acids. Gene Ontology annotation, cellular component: cyclin-dependent protein kinase holoenzyme complex; nucleus; cytoplasm. The transcript is spliced from 11 exons. The record is from RefSeq and is a predicted model, not a curated record. NCBI's taxonomy places the organism in Eukaryota, Viridiplantae, Streptophyta, Magnoliopsida, Caryophyllales, Amaranthaceae.